This is a messenger RNA of Neltuma alba, 1553 nucleotides long. Its product is annotated as pentatricopeptide repeat-containing protein At4g21705, mitochondrial-like. Gene Ontology annotation, molecular function: protein binding. The coding region runs from base 24 to 1553 and encodes 509 amino acids. Lineage: Eukaryota; Viridiplantae; Streptophyta; Magnoliopsida; Fabales; Fabaceae. Gene Ontology annotation, cellular component: mitochondrion. The record is from RefSeq and is a predicted model, not a curated record. The transcript is spliced from 2 exons.
GAAGCCCUGCUUGAACAUUUUUCAUGUACAUUGACUGCUUUCUGGAGAUGGCCGCUGCAAUCUUCUUCACAAACCUUAAAAAAUCUUUGAACUUGACUAAAAAAUUUAUACUUUCAAGACCGUUCUCCUCUGCAAAUGUGCAGCCUGCUACUAACAGAAGAAACCUCCCCUCUAGAAUCAUUCCUCUGGGAAACCCUUCCAUCAGCUUAGUCCCCGUUCUUGAUCAGUGGGUCGAAGAAGGCAACCCCGUCCAUGAUGGCGAGCUCCGGAGCAUCGUCAAAACUCUUCGUGGCCGCCUCCGCUUCAAGCAAGCACUCGAAGUUUCUGAGUGGAUGAGAAGUAAAGGGCUUUGCCAAUUCUCACCUGGUGACCAAGCUAUGGAACUGGAUCUUAUUGGUAAAGUACGAGGCCUGGAGUUUGCUGAGAAUUAUUUUCAAAACCUGAGUGAUGCAGACAAAACUGAGAAGCAAUAUGGUGCUCUUUUAAAUUGUUAUGUCAGGGAACGCUUGGUUGAUAAGUCACUCUCCCUCAUGCAAAAGAUUAAAGACUUGCGUUGUGCUUCUGUUCUGGACUAUAACAACAUAAUGUGCCUCUAUAUGCACACAGGUCACCCUGAGAAAGUCCUUGAUGUUUUUGCACAAAUGAAAGAGGAUGGAGUGCUUCCAAACGAUUUUAGCUACAGGAUUUGCAUAACUUCUUAUGGUGCCAGGUCUGAUCUUGGGAAUAUGGAGAAAGUAUUGGAAGAAAUGGAAAGGCAAAGCUACAUUUUCAAAAGUUGGAAUGUAUAUUCAAUGGUGGCCAACUUCUUCAUAAAAGCGGGUCAGAAGGAGGGAGCUCUGAUUUACUUGAAGAAAUGCGAGGGUAAGGCAGGCAAUGAUGCGCUUGCUUACAACCAUCUGAUUACACACUAUGCAAGCCUUGGGAAUAAAAGAGCAGUGUUGAGAAUAUGGGAUCUGCUGAAAGCCAGAUGUAAGAAGCAAAUUAACAAGUAUUAUAUCAACAUGCUGGGUUCUCUGGUGAAGCUAGGAGAUCUUGAGGAAGCUGAAAAAGUGCUCCAGGAGUGGGAAUCGUCAGGUAACUAUUAUGAUUUCAGGGUGCCAAACGUCCUCUUGAAUGCUUAUUCUCAUAUGGGAAUGAUUGAAAAGGCUGAAACAUUGCUUCAAAGCAUGACCAGUAAAGGUAAGACUCCAAUCCCCAAUAGUUGGUCUAUCAUUGCUUCUGGAUAUGUGGCCAAGCAGCACAUGGAGAAGGCCUUUCAGUGCAUGAAGCUUGCUUUGGCUUUAAGGGCUGGGAAUGAAGGUUGGAGGCCAAAGCUUGACGUCAUUUCUGGCAUAUUGAGCUGGGGCUCUGAUCAUAAAAAUAUGGAUGAAGUAGAAGAAUUUGUAAAUUCUCUAAAAACUGUGAUUCCCAUGAAUAGGGACAUGUAUCUCUCUUUGCUGAAGGUAUAUGUAAGAAGUGGGGAGCAAGUAGAUGAGAUUUUAGAGAGAAUGAAAGCUGAUGGUGUGGUGUUGGAUGAAGAAUUGGAGAACAUUCUUAGCUCAAAAGCGAAAUAA